Molecule: messenger RNA, 1982 nt
Organism: Talaromyces proteolyticus
Lineage: Eukaryota; Fungi; Ascomycota; Eurotiomycetes; Eurotiales; Trichocomaceae
Product: putative C6 transcription factor
Exons: 8
Coding region: 69-1925 (618 amino acids)
Biological process (GO): regulation of DNA-templated transcription; DNA-templated transcription
Molecular function (GO): DNA-binding transcription factor activity, RNA polymerase II-specific; DNA binding; zinc ion binding
Source: RefSeq, a predicted model, not a curated record
GGUAUGCUAUUGGGCCGCCACUAUAUUAGCUCCUUGGAUGGAGUAAAACUUCAGUAUCACAAAUCGGCAUGCAUGGCCAGCAGACAGGCUGUAGUAGUUCUUCAAUUUGUUUCCGUUCGUUGGAAAUCAUAAUGGACAUCGGUGGAGAACCCGAGUCGCGGAAGCGCAAGAGAACAUCUCAUGCCUGUGAUGCUUGUCGCCUUCGGAAAGUUCGAUGUGAUGGCAGGCAACCAUGUUCUACCUGUGCAUCUGCCGGUGAGGAAUGUGGUUACGGUGUUGAGGCCAUGCCCAAGAACAAAUCGGAUGUAAUUUUAGACGUUGCUUUGCGCUCGGAGAGUAUGCUUCAGAAAUUGUCUUUGCAGCUGCAAUCAAUAAUAGGAUCCAAAAUUCCCGUCGACAUACAAGGGGUUACAUCUCCCCUAGCUUUCAUCUCUCCAGCGACCAAUGAAUCCAAUCAUCAAUUGGACAGCCCAGCAGACCAUAUCUCCAACGCAAUCCUCUCUCAAUUUCACUCUUCCACCACAGAAUCAAUCCUCACUUGGCCACAUCUUCAGGACUUUCAUGCCUUACGUCAAAACUACAGCGGAUCAGUCUUCCAUCUGGAGAGCCUACGGCCACCGCUCAAGCAUCGAACAGCUGGAAUAGUACCGUAUGCGAGUAAGUCAGAGGUAGAGUGUAUUUUACAGAGUUUCGAGCGGAAUAUCAAUUUUUGGUACCCAACCCUGUCAAGAGCUACUGCCAUAAUGGUCCAGCAGCAGAUACUCUCCAAUAAUCUUGAUGAAGACAUCAGCUCCUGUUUAUCUAUAUUAGUGAUGGCACUAGGCUGUGCAAGUGAGCUUGUUCAUUCCGCGACGGUGGAUACGAUCGAAAAGUCUACAUAUUCGGAGCAGCGAGAUCGAUGGCAGCUGAUUAGUGCACUUUACUUCGAUUAUGCAUUUAAAAGAAUUCACCUAGCACAGGCAGAAUGUACCACAGAAGCAGUACAAUGUUUGUUCUUCACCGCCCUAUUCUUUGCCUUCCUUCAGCGGCCCAUACAAGCGUGGUCAUUUAUUAGCGCCACUGCGAGCAAGUGCCGUCUCCUUCUGUCUUACCAUACCUCAGAAGUUUCUACGGACUCGAUAGAAUGUCUGCGCCGAAUCUUUUGGUCAUGCUAUAUUUUGGAAAGUGACUACCUCGCAGAGCUCUCGGCUCUUCCUCAGACAGGAAUCGCUGAGAUCGAGUCCUCUAUUCCAUUGCCGGGUGAAUACCAUACUCAUGCAUCCUCAGUUGACGAAGAGAACUCGUCGCUAUAUUUUCUUGCCUGUAUUUCUAUGCGUCGACUACUCAACCGAGUUCACGAACUCCUGUACGCCAGGAAAGGAGGUGUAGCAUCCGACAUCAACCAAUUCCCAUCGGUGGUGGUGGAACUUGAUAAUCAAUUGGAGAACUGGAAGGUUCUCUUGCCACUUCCUUUUCAGUUCUCCAUGAAUAAAGAAAUUAUUCCCUCAGCAGAGGGAGGUUUUCUCCGCCAACGCUACCUAACAUGUAAAAGCGUCAUUUACCGACCAUAUCUGACGUGGGCUCUAUCAUUAACAGCACGAGGGGACUCCAUCCCACCCAUCGUCUCUGACGGAUGUACGACCUGUUUAGAUGCAUGUUGCUUACAUGCAGAGAAUUUGAGUGGUUUUCCUCAGACAGUCAUGGUGGACACGUGGAUCUGUUCACUUUCGAUGGCUUCCGUCAUGCUUAUCGUCUUAGCAAUCUCUCGAGAGGAUUCCCUUCGAAGAUGUCUCCCAUUUGGGGUUGUGGAAAUCGGACCAAAUAUCAGCAAACAUCUCACGCAGUGGAUACAAAUUCCGAUGCAGGGGCUGUCUCCCAGUGUUAUGCGAAGUAUCAAAUUAAUUGAAGACGUGAAUUCAUCUCUUCGAACAAUUUUAGAUAGUUAGAUUUACCUCCUUUAUGAUAUAAAAACGGAGAUGCAUACCCAAUGCUCCUCCUCAAAU